Molecule: messenger RNA, 918 nt
Organism: Hyalella azteca
Lineage: Eukaryota; Metazoa; Arthropoda; Malacostraca; Amphipoda; Hyalellidae
Gene: RpS3
Product: 40S ribosomal protein S3
Exons: 4
Coding region: 133-897 (254 amino acids)
Biological process (GO): translation; positive regulation of apoptotic signaling pathway
Cellular component (GO): nucleus; cytosolic small ribosomal subunit
Molecular function (GO): RNA binding; structural constituent of ribosome
Source: RefSeq, a predicted model, not a curated record
GAAGCACGACUGUGUGGCAACAUUUGAUCUGGGUCCUGUCUUAAAGGUUGGUCGAAGAAUGGAGUGAAAUAAUCAGACGUCUGAAAAUAUAAUUUUGAAGCUAUUGAACCAAAUUUUUAAGCUUUCUUGAAAAUGUCUGCAAGUGCAAGGGUUUCUGCUAUAAGCAAGAAAAAGAAGUUUGUCAAGGAUGGAGUUUUUAAGGCAGAAUUGAACCGCUUCCUUACAAAUGAGUUGGCUGAAGAUGGCUACUCGGGUGUACAAGUGCGCCACACUCCUGCCCGUCGUGAGAUCAUCAUCCUUGCCACACGCACGCAAAAUGUGCUUGGAGAGAAGGGUCGAAGAAUUAGGGAGCUCACUGCACUUGUGCAGAAAAGGUUUGAGUUUCCCAACAACAGUGUAGAGCUCUAUGCUGAGAAGGUGGCACAGCGCGGUCUCUGUGCAAUUGCUCAGGCUGAGUCUCUCCGGUACAAGCUUGUGGGAGGACUUGCAGUCAGGAGGGCAUGUUACGGUGUGCUUCGCUUCAUUAUGGAGUCUGGAGCCAAGGGCUGUGAAGUUGUGGUGUCAGGCAAGCUGCGAGGUCAGCGUGCCAAGUCCAUGAAGUUCACUGACGGACUCAUGAUUCACUCUGGAGACCCCAGGAGGCACUAUGUUGACUCUGCUGUGCGUCACGUGCCUCUCAGACAAGGUGUGCUGGGAAUCAAGGUAAAGAUUAUGUUGCCCCACGAUCCUACUGGCAAGAACGGUCCCCGCCUGGCGCUGCCCGAUCAUGUGAGCAUUCAGGACCCGAAGGAAGAGAACUUGCCUACCGAGCCGCACUCGGAGAGCAAACUCGAGAAGCCCAUGCUCCCCACCGCUGCUACAAUGCAACAGCAGCAGCCCGGUGGUCUGCCUGCUUGAGAAUAAAGCUUGUGCUUGAAA